This is a messenger RNA of Callorhinchus milii (elephant shark), 1850 nucleotides long. Its product is annotated as probable carboxypeptidase PM20D1. Lineage: Eukaryota; Metazoa; Chordata; Chondrichthyes; Chimaeriformes; Callorhinchidae. Gene Ontology annotation, molecular function: metallocarboxypeptidase activity; hydrolase activity, acting on carbon-nitrogen (but not peptide) bonds, in linear amides. The record is from RefSeq and is marked provisional. Gene Ontology annotation, biological process: amino acid metabolic process.
AGGGUGAAAAGAAAAUAGCUUAUUCAAUUUCCCAACUCACUGCUGGUUGACACUCUGUAAACCCAUCAUGACUCACCUCUCUCUAGAGAGAGAAAAGAGCGCAAGAAAAGGAAAUGGGUUUCUGUUGAGAAAAUACAGCAACUCCCCGUAGCAUCUCCUCCCUUGCAGCUGUGUGUUGGAUGUGUGGGCUGUUCUCUGUGUGUCUGGCUCUCCUCCAGUGCUCAGGGCUGCUCUGGGCAGCUCCGGCCGCUGACAGAUGCUCAGCAGAGAUGAACAGAGCCAGAAUAGUCAAGCUCACAGCCUUGCUCGUGCUGUGUGCCUUUGCUGUCUUUCUCGUCGCCUUGCUGAUCAGGGCUCACACAUUCCAGCCAGGCUCCUGGCAGCUCCGAGACUGCCUGCCAAACAACAGGACUCUCGCGGCUAAUUUCACCCCAGAAGAGAGAGACGAGCUUUUAUCUGUCUUUAAAGGAGCGAUUCAGCUGCCUACAGUCUCCACCAGUUACAGCGAGCUCAACAUUACAGCUUUGAAGAGUUUCACAGACUAUCUGCCUAAAGCCUUUCCCGGCGUAUUCUCCUCGGACCUGGUGAGGCAUGAGAUCAUCGCCAACUACAGCCACUUGUUCACCGUGCGGGGGUCAGACCCCGGGCUCCGGCCGUACAUCCUGACCGCCCAUCUGGACGUGGUUCCCGUGGCGGAGGAAGAAUGGGACUUCCCGCCGUUUUCCGGGGAGGAGAGUGACGGCUAUUUGUACGGACGUGGCACUUUGGACGACAAACAGUCUGUUGUGGCAAUACUCCAAGGCCUGGAGUUUCUUUUGAGAAGAGGCUACAGACCUCGUCGAUCGUUCUACAUCGGACUCGGACACGAUGAAGAGGUUGGAGGUUAUAAUGGAGCCAAGAGCAUCGCUGCUGAACUGCAGUCCAGGGGAGUCAAGCCCUCCUUCCUGCUGGAUGAAGGCUCCGUGAUACUGGACGGGAUCAUCUCGGGGCUGCAGAAAUCUGCCGCAGUCAUAGCCACGUCCGAGAAGGGUUUCGCCACGAUCAGCCUGAGCGUGACCACCACCACCGGCCAUGCCUCCAUCCCCCCCAGGGAGACCAGCAUCGGAAUCCUAGCCGAAGCCGUGUCCAGACUGGAAAAGAACCCAAUGCCUCGGAUGUUUGGUCGAGGACCAGAGCGGGCAAUGAUUGAGCACCUCACUACUGAGAUGACCUUCCCUAUGAAAUUUAUCAUGGCCAAUCUGUGGUUGUUUUCCUCUUCAGUCGGCAGAUAUAUGGAACAGAAACCAGCUACCAACAGCCUGGUGAGGACCACAACUACAGUGACCCAGUUUCACGCUGGGAUUAAGGAUAACGUCAAUCCACCUUCAGCCAGAGCCUUGGUGGAUGUCCGUCUCCAUCCAGCACACACACUAAAACAGCUUCUCUCUCAGAUUGAUGCCACGGUAGCUGACACUCGGGUGAAGGUGGAAGUCAUCAAUUUCUCUCCCUCACCUCCCAUGAGCUCUUACGACGAGACGUCCUUCGGGUAUCAGCUCAUCAGGACCACCGUGGUGGAAACCUUCCCAGACGUCGCCGUGGCUCCAGGCCUCUGCAUCGGAAUCACGGAUUCCAGACACUACCAGAACCUGACCAAAGAGCUCUACAGGUUUUCACCCGCCAGGCUAAACCAGGAAGACUUGGCACGGAUUCACGGCCCGAACGAAAGGAUUGCGGUGAAGAACUAUGAAGAAAUUGUGCAAUUUUUCUUCCUGUUGAUUCAGAACGCUGAUUUCUGUUUCUUGAGCUCCGCUGACAGUAUCUCUUUGGACAUGUAGUCAUGGGCACUCGUUCUAACUAUCAAAGCGCCCAGU